Molecule: messenger RNA, 2304 nt
Organism: Magnolia sinica
Lineage: Eukaryota; Viridiplantae; Streptophyta; Magnoliopsida; Magnoliales; Magnoliaceae
Exons: 21
Coding region: 47-1969 (640 amino acids)
Source: RefSeq, a predicted model, not a curated record
UCCUUUGUAGACUGAAGUUGUCGCCGAGGGGAGCAACAACAAUACGAUGGUCGUUUGUCUUAAACUCAACGCAGCAAGCGCUCCAUUCCACAGAAAACACUUUCCAGUCCAGAAGAAAUCUCACCGUUCUUCCCUAAAGAGAUUCUCUCAGAACUUUAUACUUCCACAGCUCCUAUUUCAGUUUCAGUCCAUUCAUGUUGUAUCCAGCGCCAGCUCUAAUCUUAGAGAUUCUCACUCCACCAGACUUCCUUCCACGCCAGGGGACUCCACUUCAGAUACGACUCAUCCCCUUUCGAUCUCAUCUCCAACUGCCAGAUUGUUUAGAAAUGCGGGGCUGAUUGGCGUGGCAACUGUCACAAGCAAGAUAUUGGGACUGCUUAGGGAGAUUGUUCUGGCUGCAGUUUUUGGCGUAGGUCCUGUGGCCACCGCAUUCAACCAUUCUUCCGUCUUUCCUGGUUUUUUUGCAUCACUUCUGGGAGGUGUAAAUGGUCCCAUUCACAUUACUGUCUCUACCACUUUAAGUAAGCUUUCAAAAGAAAGGCGGAGGCAUCUCAUUCAAAAUGCACAUGUUGUUAUGCUCCUGGGAGGAGCUGUUUUGAGUGGUCUUGUAUACAUGUUUUCUGAGUCCAUUAUUUAUGCUUCUGCUCCUGGUUUGUGGUCUGUGGCUGAGAACCGAAUAACCAGAGACAUCGCUGUGACUCAGCUGAAACUAAUGACCCCUUGUGUCCUUUUUGCUGGCCCUAUUGGACUUGGCUUUGGUUCUCUUAGUGCAGAAGGAGAUCAUGUUGCUGCUUCUCUGAGUCCUGCUAUGUCUAGCAUUGCUAUUAUUUUAAUGUGUGCUAUUUAUGUUUCAGUGAGUGGAUCAAAUACUUCCCAUCUUGGCAAUUUAUUAUCUGGAGGAUUACUGAUAUCUUGUGGAGCUUCACUAGGUGCUUUCUUACAGUGGUUUAUACAGGUCCUUAUGCAUGAGAAAACUGGAUAUGAGUUCGCUUCUAUCCCAUGUCAAAACAUUUUGAAGGAUAAGGAUCUUCUUAAGCUGUUUGCAUUGAUGCUUCCUGCAACACUGAGUUCGGGCUUGGCUCAAAUAUCAUCUUUCACAGAUCUUUAUUUUGCAUCUUUUAUCCCGGGUGCGGCUGCUAGUCUCUCAUAUGCAUCUCUCUUGGCCAUGGCUCCAUUGGGCAUCAUAUUAAGCACAAUUACACUCCCUCUUAUACCUACUUUCUCGACAUUGGGAAAGCAAUCAUCAUGGCCAAGGCUAAAGGAGAGUCUUCAACAAGCAAUACUACUUUCAAUGGCAAUAGCCUUGUCCAUUGCGUCAUCAAUUUGUGUGUUGGCAGAGCCAAUAAUCAGUGUUUUAUUCCAGCGCUUCGCAUUUGAUUCAGCUGCAAGCUUGCUUGUUUCUUCUUUACUCCUCCACUAUUCUAUUGGUUCACCAUUUUACAUCAUCAGAGAAUUGCUGGUUGUGGUAUUUUAUGCGCUUGGGGAUGGGAAAUCACCAUUCCUAGUCAGUGUGGCUGCUAUUCUCUUGAAUGCUUUCCUAGAUUGGCUAUUCAUUUUCCAGUUCGGGCUAGGUGCGCAAGGACUGGUACUUUCCACAUCAUUAGUUACUGCUUCAUCAGCUAUGUUGUUCUUUUUUAUCCUCUCGAGGAAACUAACAGGACUGCUUGAUUUUACUGAAUUGAUUGGCCCUCUUCUGCUGCUACUUGCUUGCUGCAUGAUCUCAGCAUUUACUACUUUGAUUGCUCAUAAUAUAUUGGGGCAUUUGCUGUCUACAGUCAUAGUCUUAAGGUUUUGUAGGCUCUCUGAGCUCUUGACAAUUUUUCUUGCAAGUUCUCUGGGGAUGUUUGGCUUUUUCUUUCCUCUCGUGAUUUUCCAAUUCCCAGGAAUGAAGUUGGUGAAGGAUCUGCUUGGGUCCCUUAUACAACUGGUACAUUUUCCCCCCUUCCUGCAGUUUUUUGCCCAUCUCUAGAUUUCAUGUUGAUCAAUGAACAUAUGGCUUUUCCGUAAGCCAAGCCAAUUCUGCUAUUACUGAGCAGCAAAUGCAUAUGGGAGCUGGUGGAUGUUAAUGUUGUGUAGUAAAGAUGCAUGUAACAACAAUGUUUACUGAGCAGCAAAUGCAUAUUGGAGCUGGUGGAUUUUCAUGUUGUGUGGUAAAGAUGCAUGUAACAACAAUGUGAUCAAGCGAUGGAAUUUAAGAGGGUUUUAAACAUCAACUUUCAUAGGAUGGAUAUGGUGAAAGAGCAUUUGGCGGUUUUGUUAGAUUCUGUCCAAUGGAAAAUUAUGAAAGAAAUGCUUGUUCGUAUA